AUGGCAGUCUGCACGUCACAGCUGGGUCUGACGAGCCAGCAUUCCAUCUUGACGGCAACCGGCAGUUUAGACGGUCGUCAAGGCAAUCUCCACGCAUUUUCGACCCCCCACAGCCCGUCAUUACUCGUCAGGAAGCCACGUGUCGUCUGCUCGUUGGGUCCUGAAAUAGAAAAGUCCGGGUUCGGGUUUAACGCAGUGACACGCGGAAGAAGGCCGAGCACGGCUUGCAGAGCUGAUAAAAAGGACGCGGCGAGAAAGGCGCUAGAAGACGCUCUGUCAGGCAAGAAGGACAUUCUGGACAAGUGGGACGCGGAGAUCAAGAAGCGGGAGGAGGGCGGAGGGGGAGGGGAGGGCCGGGGGAGGGGUUGGGGGGGAGGCGGAGGAGGGGGAGGAGGGGACGGGGAUGGUGUGAGCGGCAGUGGGGAUGAGCGGUGGGAGGAGACGAAGCAGGUUCUGUUUGCAAUUGGCGGCAUGCUUGGCAUUGUGAGUGUGCUUCGCAUUGUCAUAUCUGCUGUUCACACAGGGCCUUCGCAUCGUGGCCUCCAAAAUCAACUGCAUUCUCUUCCGUCCACCUCCCCUCCCUCUGCCCGCUCCUUCCACCCCCCACAGUACCUGCUGUUCACGCAAGGUCUUCGCAUCGUGGCAUUCCUAGUCAACUGCAUUCUCUUCGUGCUUCGGGGUUUUAAGGGGCCGCGCUCGCAGCAGCAGGAGAUCUACACCCCCCGUGCGGCCACCGCUGGUGCUGCUGGGGGCGAUGGGGAUGUGGGUGAUGCGGGGAAGAGGGAGGAGAGCGUGCGGCAGAAGUGGGGAGGGGACGAAUGA
This is a messenger RNA of Closterium sp. Naga37s-1, 822 nucleotides long. NCBI's taxonomy places the organism in Eukaryota, Viridiplantae, Streptophyta, Zygnematophyceae, Desmidiales, Closteriaceae. The record is from the annotation of a GenBank genome assembly.